Neoarthrinium moseri is the source of this 621-nucleotide messenger RNA. RefSeq lists its product as uncharacterized. Gene Ontology annotation, biological process: mycotoxin biosynthetic process. Bases 1 to 621 code for a protein of 206 amino acids. NCBI's taxonomy places the organism in Eukaryota, Fungi, Ascomycota, Sordariomycetes, Amphisphaeriales, Apiosporaceae. The record is from RefSeq and is a predicted model, not a curated record. The transcript has 4 exons.
AUGUUCCUAUUGCGACCUUCGUCGAACCGCGAUCCCACGCUUGCCAUAUGGUCACCGGCAAGCGAAGUCGUCCAAUACGAAAUCCGAGACAUGGCUCCUUAUUUCUUCAACAGAAGUCCAUGGGUUGGGACCAACCGAGAAGCCUUGGAUGCCAUGUGGGCUGACCUAUACGAUUUUGGCACUUCUGGAAUCAGCCCAGAAGAGGCUUCUAACCUGUUCAACGCCACUGCGGUAGCGCCGUUGGCGGAAGAUGUGUAUCUCAUCGAGCUUCAGGUCAUCCACGACCUCCAUUGUCUCAACAUGCUACGAAAAGUUGCAUAUCCAGAUCAGUACCCAGAUAUGAUUGAUCACUACGAGAACGGCACUGUGAACCAUGACACCACUCAAGGCUUUCACAUUGACCACUGCAUCGAUGCCUUGCGCCAGUCUAUUCAGUGCACCGCUGACGUUACCCCCAUCAAGUGGCAACAUCACCCAGACGAUGACUAUCACGUAUUCCCCCUGACAUGGUCCACACGGACGUGCAGAAACUUUGACGCAGUCAGAAACUGGGCGAAGGAGCGACAGGUCCCAGCUUGGAUCCUCGACUAUGGGAGCAAGAAUAAAACCCGUAGCUCUUGA